CUGGACGGCGACUUACGAUGCAGYUUCUUUUCCUCAGGUUACUAGAGAUCUAGUUGAGAACGCUAAGGAUAUAGCGGAUGAGGACAUCCUGGUCCAUGCUUGUAUGACGGAUGUGUUAGCUAUGAAGGAGAAAACCUUCGUAGACCUCUGGGGGGCCAAAUCCGCCUUCCAUAGCGGAUUAGUGAAUGUCCCUGUCACUGAUUCCUUCGAUUCGGACUCCGACUGUGAUGGUUUGGACCUCACGGAAGAGGAAAAGCGCUUCCACGCUGCGGAAGUGGCAAAAACCCAACAGGACCUUAGCAAUGGUAUGGCUAAGGACAAGCGUAAGUCGGUGUCCAAAUAUCUGAGGAAUGCGUUCCUCCCAUUAGUACCGAGCAGGUGGAUAGAGGUGGAGUCUACGAAGCUCAACAACAAAGUAUGGGAACUGGACACUUACAACCGCUCUGCUCCCAUUAGCAACAGGGCGUAUCAGCUUCUGGCGUCCAUCACGGAGGCUGAAAUGGACUCGUGCUUAGAUAAAGCCAUGGGUGAGGACACAAAACUCAUCAAGGGCCCAUACCCGAUUGGUCUGGAUGCCAUGGCCCUACCGCCAGUUGGGCACUUUGAUCACACUAAGCUCAUCAUGACUCAAAUGGGUGAGAACGUGAUUCUCAACCCCAGUAGAAGGCAGGAUACGAUUCAUGAUGAUCCAGGGGUUAUGGCACACAAAUUCCCACGGAAGAUGGCUGCGCUAAUCCUUCCUGAUAAGUACAUCAAGAGUCCGGCAAAAAAGCGAAGAGUCAAGGAAAAAGACAGACGGCCUGUGAAGAGGCAGAGCAACACGCUGCUUAAAUAUUAUGUCAGACCUCCGGUUGCGGAUGUGCAGCAGGAUCAGCGUCUUGGUGGUGGCCAACUGGCGGUUAACCCGACCUCGUCGUGGGCGGACUUGGAUAGUGUUGAUGUGCAAGAAACUCCUCCUUGCUCCUCGAUCACGAUCUAAUCUGGAUAUGAAAGCUCGGUUGCAAGCAAGCAGCUGAGAAGAAGCCCCAGAUCUUCGACAGCAAGGGCGUCGCUGUUUAAUAAAUAUUAUCCCAUUUA
Messenger RNA from Chara braunii, 1077 nucleotides. NCBI's taxonomy places the organism in Eukaryota, Viridiplantae, Streptophyta, Charophyceae, Charales, Characeae. The record is from the annotation of a GenBank genome assembly.